Molecule: messenger RNA, 171 nt
Organism: Dentiscutata heterogama
Lineage: Eukaryota; Fungi; Glomeromycota; Glomeromycetes; Diversisporales; Gigasporaceae
Source: the annotation of a GenBank genome assembly
CAAUCCUGUGCCAAUAUUGCAAAAGAAUUAAUUUUACAUAACAUUUAUCUAUCUAAAGUGGAGUUAAAAAAAGCUGCUGAAGAAUACAUGGUAGAAAGCGAAUCCGAGUUUUAUGAAAAUAUGAAUAAUAAGCAGUGGAAUAUCUAUUAUAAGAAUAAACUCACAUUACCU